This is a messenger RNA of Ogataea polymorpha, 3585 nucleotides long. RefSeq lists its product as uncharacterized. The transcript has a single exon. Gene Ontology annotation, molecular function: protein kinase activity; ATP binding. The record is from RefSeq and is a predicted model, not a curated record. The annotation marks the transcript as partial. Gene Ontology annotation, biological process: protein phosphorylation. NCBI's taxonomy places the organism in Eukaryota, Fungi, Ascomycota, Pichiomycetes, Pichiales, Pichiaceae.
GACAAUGCUGCCAUUCUGGAGCGUCUUGAAUGGCAGUCUCUUCUGCAAUCGGUGCUCACUGGUGACGUUUUGACGGGAGAGAAGACAAAGUUGAUCAAACCACUGAAUGAAGUGGAAGGCGAAAGCUACUUGCGCGCCUCAUACAAAGAGGAUCUCUGGAUAGGGAUACGGUCCAAACUUUUUGGUAGAACCGAGGAGGAUCAGAAAAGACUCGUGCAAUAUCAUAGGGGUCUUGUUGAUGAAAUCCUUGAUGAAAUCAUGAAUUUUAGACUUGAAAUGCCGGAAGACAUACAAAAUUCGCCGUAUAUCACACAAGUCAAGUUUGGGUUCGACAAAGUCAAUGAUUUACUUGAUAGGUAUGAACGUUGUCAAGAACUUUGGAGAACACAGAAAGAAAUGGAAAAUGAGAAACCCUUGUGUGGGACGCCUGAAUUUACGUCCCGCUUGCACGCUCUUAUUGCAUGGACCUCCAUUACGUGCGCUAUUCAGCGAGAAUCUGACGUUUUGAGGAAAUGGGUUGGCAACGACGAUCUCGAUAUUCUAAGAUCUCCAGGACCUUCGUCCUCAAAUAGCGAACUCCCUGAACUAGAAUCCCAAGAUGAUCAGGACCACUCGGACAGUGAAACAAGCUCUACCAGGAAUAAGAAUGGAAACAUAUUCAAGGAAGAUCGGUCUUUUGUGGAGAGAAUCAUGAAAGAGAAGGAUAUUGAGGAUCUAUUCAACAAAAGAUUAUUUGCUAGUUGUGCACAUUGGACUUUCAAAGCAAAAGAGUCUUACCUUGAGUAUCAGCAGUAUUUUGAGAAACUGAAUCUACCCUCUUAUGUUGACUCCCUCUUGGUUCUCGCAAUGUUCCCCUCGAAAUUGAUGAAAGAAUUAGUGAACACCAGACUAUCAUACGCCAAAAAACUGAGAAAUCCAACAAUGAUGAUGAUUGACCAAGUCCUUGAAGAUUUCAAGCUGUACAUCACUCUCGCGCUAGAGAUUCGCACAUCAUUCCUGGAGUAUUGUUCUCCUCGUGAAGGCUGGAUAUCGUCGUUGGACUAUCAAGAUGCAGACUUUGACAACGCGAUUUUGGAGUGUGUUCAUCAUUAUUUGCUGUUGUUGAACAGAAAGCUGUUGGAUUCUCCGAAGUCAUCAAAAUCGUUUAGAACAUUCAAAGAGCCGGAAGAGCUUGAACGCGAAUGGUCUUUUCUUCAGAACCUCGGGUUCUAUAUUGAAGGCGGCGCUGCAGAGGUUGCAACUCAGUUUAGCAUAUUAACGUCUAAGCUCGUUGCUAGGCUACAUCAAUACAUGCAACAUCAGUUCCAGGGACCUCCCUACGAUGGUACUCCGUUGGACAAACAUAAAAUGGUGAGAUGGUACACAUCCAUGAUGGAGAACUUCGGUCAACUAAAAAGGAAGUUCUUCCGUUUCCAUGCUAUUCUCAACUUCUAUUUCCAAAAUUCCAUAUUGUACAAUUUGAACGGUGCGCGCAUGAAGAAGUUUUUGGAUAUGCUGAAAGAAAGUAAUCAUGUACUCUAUCACAACGCGCAGUUGGCGGAGGAAGGUGUUUACGUUUUUGCAUCGGAGUCCAUUGCGAGUAAGCCAUAUGAAGUUUCCCGAAUCUUAAAGAGCUCGCACCUCGGUGUGGAUUUCAGCAAAAUACCCAAGAGACACAUGGAAGCAGCAGAUAAUUAUACCUACUAUGCUGAACCUAUUUAUGCUGAAGCUGAAAACUUUGAUGAGGACCAAAAUGAGUUUGAUGAGAGCUAUGAUUAUGUUUUGGUUGUUUAUCCCGCCAAGGCGAUGAUGUGGGAUGGUAUCGUUUUGCCACUGGAUCUCACCUCCUUACCUAUUGGCAAUCUCGACAAAGGAAAAGUUUUGCUGAUUUCUAAAGGUGGCUCUUCUUCCAAAAUUGAUGACUGUGCCAAUUGGUUCAAAGAAUGUGUGGGAAACACUAUAGGCUCCGCUGUUGGCAAGAGAUGCUCCUUGCCAAAAGUGCAAAGAGAACUCCAACUCAUCUCCAAGCAGUUUUUCAGAAUGUCGUGCUUUGUUAUCGAUGCCGUGCCUUCUGUGAGAAAUCAAUGUCGAGGAAUAGAAGAUACGCAAGAGCUCGCAAAUACCGUGUUCACAUACAUUCGGGAUUCAGGUCGCGAUUUCUUGAGAACCUUUGACAAUGCACGAAAAUCUGUACUCAUUUUGAAGCUGUUACAGUUUGCUAUAGAAUGGUUGAGUUUUAUCGUGGAUGAUUGUAUACCCACAGACCCUAAAACAUUCAGAUGGUGUGUCUCUGCUUUGGAGUUUGCGAUGGAUAUAACGACUGGAUUCAACAUUCUAACUUUAGACAGCGAGAAGUUCUACAGAUUGAAGGACAAAGUUGCAGGGUGCAUGUCUCUAUUGAUUUCUCAUUUCGAUAUCAUGGGGGCCAGAACCAAGGAAAUGCAAAAAAAGAGAAUGCUCAAUUACCAUUCCAUCUCAGAAAAAGAUUUAUUCACGCUUGAUGAUGAAAGCCUAAGUUCAUUGAGAGAACACAUCAUGUACCAAAUUGGCCGCCUAGAAGAAGAGAGAAGAUUGCUACAAGUCGAGCAACAAUCUGUUGGCCGUGUCCUGGAUGAUACGGAUACCGAUAACCAAUUCCUGACCUACCUUGCCUCAUCUUUCUCAUCGGUCUCCAUCAGAUGGCAGAAAGGUAAAUUCCUGGGUGGGGGAACAUUUGGUUCAGUUUAUGCAUCAAUUAAUCUGGACACUGGAGGAGCCUUAGCGGUGAAAGAAAUCCGGUUCCAGGAUAGACAGUCUAUCAAAUCCAUUGUGCCGGCCAUUAAGGGUGAGAUGACUGUGUUGGAAAUGUUGUCGCAUCCUAAUAUUGUUCAAUUUUUCGGUGUCGAAGUUCAUCGGGACCGAGUUUACAUUUUCAUGGAGUACUGCAGUGGUGGAUCAUUGGCAAGUUUGUUGGAGUACGGUCGUAUUGAAGACGAAUCGGUGAUUCAACUCUAUACACUUCAGAUGCUCGAAGGUCUUGCGUAUCUCCAUCAGUUUGGUAUUGUGCAUAGAGACAUCAAACCAGAAAACAUACUACUGGACCACAUGGGUGUCAUUAAAUUUGUUGACUUCGGUUCUGCUAAAGUGAUCGCAAUGGCUGCACACGGCAACACCUCAAAUACAACAGGUGGCUCAUCCAGCAGCGGGGGUAAUGGCAGCGGUUCCGGUACUGCCACUUUGAAUUCGAUCCUCCAUUCCGGCCGCAAAACACAAGCGUUGACUGGUACGCCGAUGUACAUGUCGCCGGAAACAAUCAGGGGAGAAACGAUAGGCAAGUUUGGUGCCAUUGAUAUCUGGUCAUUGGGUUGCUGCUUACUGGAAAUGGCCACUGGAAGACGACCAUGGGCUAAUCUGGACAACGAAUUUGCUGUCAUGUAUCAUAUUGCUGCAGGACAUCUCCCUCAAUUCCCAAGCAACGACCAAUUAAGCAUUCAAGGACAGCACUUCCUGGCGAAGUGUCUGGAUAUUGAUCCAACAAAGCGUCUCACUGCAGUGGAGCUUCUACAAGAUCCAUGGAUUCAAGCUAUCCGGAAUGAAGCGUUCAGUGACUCGAGCAACAGCUCUACU